Messenger RNA from Menidia menidia (Atlantic silverside), 1326 nucleotides. NCBI's taxonomy places the organism in Eukaryota, Metazoa, Chordata, Actinopteri, Atheriniformes, Atherinopsidae. The record is from the annotation of a GenBank genome assembly.
AUGUUCAUUCAUCUGUUAAUGUUUCCUAAUUGCAGAGAGUUCAGCCACUGGAAGGUGAACAGUCUGGCUACAGAGAAGAGAGAUUUCCUCAAAGCUCCACUACCCUUAGCACCAGAGUUCCUGCGCAACCUGCGGUUACUGGGGCGACGGCCAACCCUGCAGCAAAUCAACGAAAACCUCAUCAAGAAGUACGGGACCCACUUCCUAGUUUCUGCUACCCUGGGAGGUAAGCAAGGCCUGCAGGUGAUUGCCUUUAUUCCCGAGUUCGAAGGAGAAGAGUCUUUGACCAUCUUCCUGGACAAGCAGAAGCUGAAUAAGAAGUCUGAGGGCGGCAGCAACAGCUCGGUGGUGUCCCUGGAGCUGCUGCACCAGCUGGCCGCGUCCUACUUCACUGACCGGGAGAGCACCCUGAGGCGGCUGCACCACCUCCAGAUCGCCACCUCCGCCAUCAAGGUUACGGAGACGAGGACGGGGCCUCUGGGCUGCAGCAACUACGACAGCCUGGAUUCAGUCAGCUCCGUGUUGGUGCACAGUCCGGAAAAUAGGAUCCACCUGAAGGAGGGACUCUGGGAAACCUCUAACGGAUGGUCUCCGGACAGCACCAACAUGCCGUUAGAACUUAGUUGGAGCUCCAUCAGUAGUGUGAGCGGGAGCGGGCCAGAUGCUGCUCAGGCCUGUGAGCUCAGGCAGGACGGAGGCCUGCAGGACGUCCUGCCGGAGUUCCUGCGCGGGCGCUUCGUGGAGGCGGCCCUCAGCUACGUGGCCUGCAACUCUGAGGGAGAGCUGCUGUGCCACAACAACGACUGCUGGUGCCAGUGCUCCUCCAGGUUCCCAGAAUGCAACUGCCCCUUCGCCGACAUCAAAGUCAUGGAGGAGAACCUGGAGAAGAGCAAAGGGGCCUGGAACAGCCUCAACCAGGAGUUCAUGGAGUCAGCGGUAGCCGGGGAGCUAGUUCAUCUUCAAACAGAAAUGCUACAGGCGCAGAGCCCCCCCACGGAGCCUGUGCAGCCAGGGGCGGUAGAACCUGACCCAGAGCAUCCUCACAGCCCCGCCAUGAGCAGAAGGAGGAGGGAUUUACUCCUCUGCAUCCGUUGUGUUUAUGAAUUCAAAGCCUUCUUGAAGCGUUUGCCCACUGACCAGUUUCUGAAUGUGUCCACGAUUGCCAAGUUCUGGUCAGCAGACCUGUCCCUCCAGAAGCGCUACACGCAGCUGGAGGCCAGCUCUGCUCUGGCUCUGGGAAAGGCCCAGAAGAUCGUCAGGAAGCUCUUCACCCUGAGCAAACGCUGUCCCAAACAGCCCCGCAUCAGCCUGCCCCGGGAAAGGUAA